CGCGUGCUCCUCGUGGACGACGAUCGGUUGGUUCGCAUGGUCCUCGCCGCCCUACUCCGGCGCAUGGACGCGAUCUGCGUCACCGCAUCCGACGGAGCCGAGGCGGUGGACAAGUGCGCGAGCGGCGAGUUCGACCUGGUGAUCAUGGACCUGCGAAUGCCGGUCAUGGACGGUUUGGAGGCGACGAGAAGGAUUCGGGAGAUGGACGCGGACGUGCCCAUCGUCGGGCUCACCGCCAACACCAUGCCCGAGGACACCGCGCGGUUCAUGAGGAGCGGCGCGAACGAGGUCAUCUACAAGCCCAUCAGCGCGGACAACGUGGAGAAGCUGUUGAGCCGGUAC
Molecule: messenger RNA, 342 nt
Organism: Micromonas commoda
Lineage: Eukaryota; Viridiplantae; Chlorophyta; Mamiellophyceae; Mamiellales; Mamiellaceae
Exons: 1
Biological process (GO): phosphorelay signal transduction system
Source: RefSeq, a predicted model, not a curated record